Sclerotinia sclerotiorum 1980 UF-70 is the source of this 3102-nucleotide messenger RNA. RefSeq lists its product as hypothetical. The transcript is spliced from 9 exons. The coding region runs from base 1 to 3102 and encodes 1033 amino acids. Gene Ontology annotation, biological process: calcium ion transmembrane transport; manganese ion transport; intracellular calcium ion homeostasis. The record is from RefSeq and is a predicted model, not a curated record. Gene Ontology annotation, cellular component: Golgi membrane; endoplasmic reticulum; plasma membrane. Gene Ontology annotation, molecular function: P-type calcium transporter activity; ATP binding; ATP hydrolysis activity. Lineage: Eukaryota; Fungi; Ascomycota; Leotiomycetes; Helotiales; Sclerotiniaceae.
AUGUAUCAGAAUUCGGUUUAUGAUAAUGAUACUCUAAUUACCCAAAGUACUUCUUCAAACGUAGCAGCAAUACUGAGCGUUCUAGAACAACUCAAUUUCAACUUCACAGCCUCAAAACCCCCUGGAGCAGUCCCGCCUGGGCACGCGAACCCAAUUUACAGGGGAGCGGACCGAAUUGGAGCUAUGUCGUGGCCGCACUUUGGAAGGUCUGGCAGUCCGUCGGCAUCUUUAUUGCCCAUGGCCAACCUUCCAUCUGGAAAUGAUAGAUUGCCAAUUUCUGAACCAUCUUCGAGACCAAGAUCAAGAGACAGGGCCGACUCAAAGAGCAGACAUACUCGAUCCUCCUCAGCGGUGGCCAAAGUUAGUGAACGCCCAAUCUCAGCUGAACCAGAGAGGACUCCGACUAAUACGACUAAUGCGCAACAGUCAAUAGCAGAUGAAUUCUCAGCCCUUACGCCUAUGGAGACGGCAGAACGAUUGCAAACCUCACUUACAUCAGGCCUGACACCGGCCGAAGCUCUUUCUAGAUUACACGAUCAAGGACCUAACGAACUUCCUCUCGAUCCUCCCGAACCGUUAUGGCUUCGAUUUAUCAAGCAAUUCAAGGAAACUCUGAUUCUUCUGUUGUUGGGUUCCGCUGUAAUGUCAGUGAUAGCUGGAAACAAAGAUGAUGCAAUCAGUAUAGCCGUUGCAGUUACAAUUGUGGUCACAGUAGGAUUUGUUCAAGAAUAUCGCUCUGAAAAGUCGAUCGAGGCACUGAACCACUUAGUCCCCAAUCAUGCACAUAUAAUACGAGGAGAAAUGAGAUCUGCCACACCUAGAACACCCGCAUGGCCUCCUAGCGCCCGAAAAAUACCAGAGAUGGAUUCAUUAAUGGCAGAUUCUGGAUUCGACGCAGAUUCCAGUAUUGCAGAAAUUGUAUCGCAUAAAACCAUGGCAUCGAAAUUGGUUCCUGGAGAUCUUGUUUUAUUUACCACUGGAGAUCGCAUACCAGCCGAUAUUCGUGUCACAAAGGCUUCAGAUUUGACAAUUGAUGAGUCUAAUUUGACUGGCGAAAAUGAGCCGGUCCGUAUUACUGCGGAAGCUAGGCAUAUGGAGUUUAGACCUGGAUCUAGCUCACUAGAACCACCGUCCCUCAAUUUUCCGUCUCCAGCAGGAGGAAAUGUAGGUGCUGAUAUUAGCCUGAAUAGCACGACCAAUAUCGCUUUCAUGGGAACACUUGUGAGAUCUGGCCAUGGCCAAGGUAUCGUUUAUGCGACAGGUGGAGAUACUCAUUUUGGGACAAUUGCUGCAAGCGUAUCAGAGACGGAAAGCCCUAGAACCCCUCUACAGCUUUCAAUGGAUGCUCUAGGCAAUCAAUUGAGUCAGGCUUCUUUCGUUAUAAUUGCGGUAAUUUCUCUAGUUGGAUGGUUACAAGGAAAAGCAUGGUUGGAUAUAUUUACGAUUUCGAUAUCCUUGGCUGUGGCAGCUAUUCCUGAGGGUUUGCCAAUCAUUGUUACAGUCACUCUGGCUCUCGGCGUACAUCGAAUGGCUCGACAUAAUGCUAUAGUACGAAAAAUGCCAAGCGUCGAAACUCUUGGAUCGGUUAACGUGGUCUGUAGUGAUAAAACAGGUACUCUUACCAUGAAUCAUAUGACCACCGUGAAAAUGUGGUAUUUCGAUGCCGAAGCUCCAUUAGAUGUUGAUUCGGAUGAUGAAACAGUGGAAGCUAAAGCUGAUACUGUUGCACUUCGAAUUCUUCGUAUUGGAAAUAUUGCUAACAAUGCACGGCUAACUCAUCUUCACGCUCCAUCAGCAUCGUCGGUAGCUAUAUUGUCAUCUACUCAGGGUCGUGCUUCAAAUCAGAUCUUGAAGAGCAGGUGGGUCGGUCAGCCCACUGACGUUGCAAUGCUUGAUAUGCUGGACCGUUUUAAGGAACACGAUGUCCGUGAAGGUUUAGGUCAGCGUAUUGGAGAGACCCCAUUCAGUUCUGAAAAAAAGUGGAUGGGUGUGACCAUUGGAGAUUUGGGUCCAGAAGGCACAUCAAGCCCGAAGGAGCAUGCUUAUAUUAAAGGAGCCAUAGAGCGAGUGCUAGAAAGGUUGGUCCAGUUGCCAGACACGCAAAAUCUUUGGCUCCACCAAGUCGAAGCGGAACGCCAUCAUUCAAUAAAUUCUGCAGAAGUUCGGCCUGUAUUACGAGGUGACGAGAUUGAUGAUAUGACCGCCGAAGAGCUACAAACUGCCAUAGCGCACACUUCUGUAUUCGCUAGAACCAGUCCAGAUCACAAGAUGAAAAUUAUCAGAGCUCUGCAAGCUCGAGGCGAUAUUGUCGCAAUGACGGGCGAUGGUGUCAAUGAUGCGCCUGCGCUCAAGAAAGCCGAUAUUGGCAUAUCGAUGGGGUUGCAAGGAACUGAUGUCGCCAAAGAAGCCGCAGAUAUGAUAUUGACAGACGAUGAUUUUUCAACUAUCCUCAAAGCAAUUGAAGAGGGCAAGGGAAUUUUCAGCAACAUAAAAAAUUUCCUUACAUUUCAACUUAGCACCAGUGCUGCGGCACUUAGCUUAGUAUCCUUUGGAUUAGUAGAUAUCAUCAUGGAUGGACCUCCAGCUCAAUCAUUGGGCGUGGAGCCUGUAGACCCUGAUGUUAUGAAUAAACCACCCCGAGUGAGAAAUGCUCCUGUACUUACAAGGGCGCUGAUCGCUCGAGUUCUUACAUCCGCUACAAUCAUUAUGUUAGGUACAAUGGCAGUUUACACUCACGAAAUGCUCUCGGAUGGCCAAAUUAGCAAGCGGGAUACAACAAUGACCUUUACCUGCUUCGUUCUUUUUGAUAUGUUCAAUGCGUUGAACUGUCGUUCAGAAUCAAAGUCAGUCCUCAGAGGUGAGGUCGGACUGUUUUCAAACAAAUUAUUCAAUUGGUCAGUAUCGUUGAGUCUUGGGGGACAAAUAUUGGUCAUAUAUUUCCCUUGGCUUCAGGAAGUGUUUCAAACAGAAGCUUUGGCACUCACAGAUUUGGUGGGCUUGGUAAUUUUAACAAGUUCCGUAUUCUGGGCGGAUGAAGCAAGAAAAUGGUGGAAAUACAGGAGUAGGAGGACCCUUGGCAGCGGGUAUAGCCAAAUCGUAUAA